AUGGGGAAUGAUGCGUGUUCUUGGGAUGACUUUAGUAUUUAUGCAGCUCCAGAUAAGUUGAGCUCUUCUGACAAAGAAUUGGAGAGCUGUAACGUCGGUAAUCAAGGGAAACCAAGUGGAUUUUAUGGAGUUGAAGAGUCGGGUGAAAUGGUAGCUGUUGAUUCCUUUCCUUGUUAUGGAUUCUAUGGAGAUGAAUCAAUGGUUGCCACAGGUUUCGGUUUAUCAAAACAAGAUCCGCAGCAGCAGCAACAGCAACAACAGAAUUUUAAGGAUUGCGGUCUUCUUGAUGGAGUGAGUUUCAAUGCUCAAUCUCCAUUGAUUCCGACAUGUUUCAAUGAAAUCGCGGAGCUUGGUCAGAUCAACUAUGGAAUCUGUGAGGAUAUUGAUGAGGCAAAGAAGGGGAAACAGCAGCCUCUGUGUUUGUCUUCGCUUGGACUGCUGAACAACUACGGCAACGGAUUCAAACGAUUUCACGGGGAAAGAAGAGCCCACGAUGAUAUAACCGUAUCCGACGCUCGGGAUGAUGGAGAUCGAAAAUUUUCGACAGAAGAAAUCAUGAGGAUUGCUGGAGAGAUGUUUGUAAAGUCAUGUGGCCAAACUGUUGGCGGAAUCUCCAUGAUUCAAUAUCCUUUUAAUGUUCCUUUUUCGGGAUUGUUGGAUCGGGAGACGAGAGAUGCCGAGCUUGCCGUGCUUCUUCUAGCUGCUGCUGAGAAAAUAGGGUACCAACAAUAUGAAAGUGCAAGCAGAUUGCUGAAACAAUGUGACUACAUGUCGUCAAAGACUGGAAAUCCGAUUCAGCGAGUGGUCUAUUAUUUCUCCGAAGCGCUUCGAGAGAAGAUCGAAAGAAGUUCGUCGAAGGGUUUAAAGUGGAAACCAUUGUUCAAUAUCGAUGAGGCGAUGAUGACCAUGAACCCCAUUGUAUUGGCGUGCCAUCAAGAAUUUCCUUUUGCUAAGGUUACACAAUUUGCAGGGAUCCAGGCCAUUGUAGAAAAUGUUGCCGAGGCGAAAAAGGUUCACAUAAUUGAUCUUGCAGUAAGACAUGGUGUUCAUUGGACUAUCUUAAUGCAAGCUCUUGCAUCUCGACAACACGAAUGCCGACUGGAGCUCCUGAAAAUAACCGCUGUUUCAACCGAAGCAAAGGCUUUAGUCGAGUGCACCGGCGAGAGGCUCUCGAGUUUUGCUCAGAGUUUGGGAGUACCCUUUGCUUUUAAGGCUGUUAUGGUCUCAGACAUGUUGGAUCUUAGAGAAGAUCACUUUGAAAUCGAUGCCGAAGAAUCCAUUGUUGCGUAUGCAGCGUUUGCUUUCCGAAGAAUGCUCGUGAAGCCGAACCGGAUCGAAAACAUAAUGAGGGUACUCAGAGUCAUGAAUCCUUGUCUAAUGGUGGUAACCGAAGUCGAAGGCAACCAUAACUCGCCCAUCUUCGUGAACCGUUUCGUCGAAGUACUGUUUUUCUUCAGCGCAUACUUCGAUUGCACCGCAACUUGCAUGAAGCAGGAUAGUAAAAACAGAGAGAUCCUUGAAUCAGUGUUUUUCGGUGAGGGAAUUCGGAACAUGAUAGCAACCGAAGGUGACGAGAGGAAGGUCCGGCACGUGAAGUUCGAUGUUUGGAGGGCGUUUUUCGUUCGGUACGGGAUGGAGGAAGCCGAAUUAAGCAUGUCAUCCAUGUACCAGGUAGACCUUAUUCUCAACACUUUCGUCGACGGGACUAGUUGUACACUUGAUAUGAACGGAAAAACACUACUCAUCGGUUGGAAGGGAUCGCCGAUGCAUUCAAUUUCGGUUUGGAAAUUUCUAUAA
This is a messenger RNA of Hibiscus syriacus, 1797 nucleotides long. RefSeq names its product DELLA protein RGL1-like. The record is from RefSeq and is a predicted model, not a curated record. Gene Ontology annotation, molecular function: sequence-specific DNA binding; DNA-binding transcription factor activity. Gene Ontology annotation, biological process: regulation of DNA-templated transcription. The transcript has a single exon. NCBI's taxonomy places the organism in Eukaryota, Viridiplantae, Streptophyta, Magnoliopsida, Malvales, Malvaceae. The coding region runs from base 1 to 1797 and encodes 598 amino acids. Gene Ontology annotation, cellular component: nucleus.